AUGGUCGCCACAUUUAUCGAUAUCAAUCCCCGGACGCCACUAUUGAAGCAACUGGAGGAGGCACCGGAAGCGGGCUACUGUGUGCUUGUCAACACGUUCCAUAUUCCAGCUGGCAAGAUGGAUGAAGCGUUUGCUGCGUGGAAGAUUGAUGCCGAAAUGGCAAAGCGGCAGCCGGGAUUUAUUUCCACCCAACUUCAUCGCGGUGUCAAUGGAAGCGACAUGAUGCUGAACUAUACGAUCUGGGAGUCUACCGCCGCGUUGAAGGCCUACUACGAUCUACCCGAGUUCAAAGAGUCUCUCAAGAACUACCCAGAUGGAACUGAGAGUCGAAUUGUCCUCUACCGCAAACAACACAUUGGCGGUAUUUGUCUUUCCUAG
This is a messenger RNA of Penicillium expansum, 378 nucleotides long. Its product is annotated as antibiotic biosynthesis monooxygenase family protein. The coding region runs from base 1 to 378 and encodes 125 amino acids. The record is from RefSeq and is a predicted model, not a curated record. The transcript has a single exon. NCBI's taxonomy places the organism in Eukaryota, Fungi, Ascomycota, Eurotiomycetes, Eurotiales, Aspergillaceae.